Chaetomium fimeti is the source of this 1329-nucleotide messenger RNA. RefSeq names its product Pal1 cell morphology protein-domain-containing protein. NCBI's taxonomy places the organism in Eukaryota, Fungi, Ascomycota, Sordariomycetes, Sordariales, Chaetomiaceae. The record is from RefSeq and is a predicted model, not a curated record. The transcript is spliced from 3 exons. Bases 1 to 1329 code for a protein of 442 amino acids. Gene Ontology annotation, cellular component: cytoplasm.
AUGUCGCUGGAAAAGAGGCCGUCCCUCACGGCCGAAGAGAUUUUUGGUUCGUUGACGCUCGUGGAUACAUCCGACAAGCCUGCGCCGCCGCGGCCGGAUGCCGCAAAGCCGUCGCCGCCGCCCGACCGUCGCGGCCCACCGCCCCCUUACCGCAGUGGUGCGCCGCCGCCGCCAGGCAGCCGGAGGGGCCCGCCACCGAACCAUCGCCCGACCCGAUCACAGGAAGAGGCGCUUCGCGCCCGGAGAAUGCAAGAAAACGGUGGCCGUGGCGGCCAGCCGGAUCCCUCGCGCUCCCCGCAACGCCGCCAGGAGAGGCGGCCUCGUCGGAACUCGGAUUCGUCAAUCCUCGACAAUGAUAAGAUCAUGACCGAGGAGGAGCGAAAGCAGCGCGACCAGAGGCGACGCGAGCGAGAGCGCGAGCGCCGUCAUCGUGACAACAGGGAGAAGAAGAAUGCUAAGCCCAGCCGCAGGGUCGAUAUUAUCGACCAGCUGGAUGUAACUGGGUCCGGAGUUUUCCAUCACGACGGACCCUUCGACGCCCUCCACCCGCACCGAAACAGGCAGGGCAGUCGGCGUGCACCGAUGCAAGCCUUCCCGAAGGAUUCGCUGAACAACACGAUUGGUGGUUCUGGACCUUUGAACGCCCGGCCGGACCACGCCAUGUUCAUGGGGCAACAAGACGACGAGGCAUUCAUGGAGUGGUCUCGGGGCAGCAAGGAUAAGGCCUCGCACAAGGACACGCCAGUCUUCGAUCCCCUCAGCCGCGGCAGCAUCCUGCACGGCGACGAAUCGCUUGGCCUCGGCACGUCGACCUUCUUGGAGGGGACACCGGCCGCACGGACUGCCAUUCAGAAGCGCGAGGAGGAGCAGAAAGCCGAGUUCGGAAGCGACGGUCUCCAGCGCAAGAAAUCGCUCGCUCACCGAAUUCGUAACAUGAACCGUGGCGGUCGUGAGUACCAGCCCUCUGGCCGAGGUGGCAAUCCCGAGUUUGGCUACGGUUCCCGGCGGUCGCCCUCGCAGGGCGGACCGGCCUCUGCUUCGCUGUCGGAGCGCAACCCCUUCUUCAACGAGUACGGGUCCGGCAAGGGCGAGGACGAGUUUACCGUGCAGAAGAUUGAUAGCAAUGGAAGCCGGCCUUCGCCUGCGAGCCCCGGCAGCGGGCCCAGCCUUGAGCGCAGGUCGACGACGGACGCUACGGGGGGUGAUGACGCCCAGCCUAAGGCGAGCGGGAUCCUGGGUCGCAUGAAGAGUCUGAAGGGAAGACGCCAGCGCCCGGCUCCUGCCGCAGGUGAAGCGGAGCCCAUCCCCACCCCUGGAACCGCGGUUUAG